AUGCCUUCCUUCAAGUCUACCACCCUGGCCGUUGCCGCCGCCUUCGUCGCCGUUGCCCGUGCCGACUACGUGAUCCAACCCGACAGUGUCCCUCUCUCGACGAGAAAGGCAUGGUGUGCCGAUGAGAAGCGUACUUGCCCCAUCAUCUGCCAACAGAUCGAUACCAGGCCGGCCAUCGUCAACGACUGCGAUCCUGAGCAACUAACCUACGGCUGCAUCUGCGGUAACGGCCAACAGCCCAACAUCUCCGAAUACACUCUCACCCUCCCCUACUUCACCUGCACCGAGUACGGAAACCAGUGCGUCACCGCCUGCGGCCAGAACAACGAGUGCUCCCGCGCCUGCCGAGAGGACAACCCCUGCGGUGCCCAGGACCCUGCGCCCCCGAACAAGACCGCGACCGAGACUUCUGCCAGCGCCUCUGCCACCAAGUCCGCCGACGACGAGAUCAUCACCAACCUCGGCGGUGACCAGCAGGGAGCUGCUGCGUCCUUUGGCGGUAUUGAGCUGGGUCGUCAAUAUGGUCUUGCUGUUGUGCUUGGUGGAUUCUUCGCCGGCUUUGCUCUUCUGUAA
Molecule: messenger RNA, 573 nt
Organism: Scedosporium apiospermum
Lineage: Eukaryota; Fungi; Ascomycota; Sordariomycetes; Microascales; Microascaceae
Exons: 3
Coding region: 1-573 (190 amino acids)
Source: RefSeq, a predicted model, not a curated record